Messenger RNA from Coffea eugenioides, 1183 nucleotides. RefSeq lists its product as uncharacterized. The record is from RefSeq and is a predicted model, not a curated record. The transcript has 2 exons. Bases 15 to 782 code for a protein of 255 amino acids. Lineage: Eukaryota; Viridiplantae; Streptophyta; Magnoliopsida; Gentianales; Rubiaceae.
CCCCCCAAAUAGAAAUGCCACCAAAACAUUUCUCUCUCUUUUCUUCUUCUUCUUCUUUCUAUUUCCUCUCAAAUUUCACCUCCAUAAACCCUAAUUUCCCACAUUCCAACCCAAAACCCUCAACAAUGGCUUCCCUCCACUUCCCUCUUCUCUUCUUCUUCCUCCUCCUCAUAAUCCUCUCCUCUUCAAAACCCACCUAUUCAAUUCCAAUCUCAACGACAAUCCAAUCCCCAACUCUCGGUCCUCGUUCUACCGAUUUCAACACGGUUUCCUCCAUCCACGACGUCCUUAAAUCGCACAGCCUUCCAAUCGGGCUUUUCCCAAAAUCAAUUUCUGAAUUUGCCUUCGACCAAGUUUCCGGCAGAUUCGAGCUCCACGUGACCGAUUCUCCUUGCGACGCCAAAUUCGAGACCCAAGUCAGGUACGAGUGGAACGUGUCCGGGACCAUUUCAUACGGCCAAAUUCAGGAAAUUUCCGGCCUUUCUGCGCAGGAGCUUUUUCUUUGGUUGCCUGUAAAGGGUAUUCAGGUGGAUAUCCCUAGUUCUGGGUUGAUUUAUUUUGAUGUGGGUGUCGUUUCGAAGCAGUUCUCUUUGUCGUUUUUCGAGACACCCCGCGACUGCUCUGCCGCAACUGCGGAGGAGGGUGGUGGUAAUCGUCGUAAUGAAUUGUCCCAACCGAUUGAUCUUUCGUUUAUGAAGGGUCGUGGCCGCAUUAUCCAGAAAUCAUUCGAAAGGUCUUCCAAAGAACAUCACGAGGGACAUGAAUUGAAAGCUGUUUCAUAGAUGGUGAAUAAGAACAUUUUGUAACACGAGUUUUAGUGUUUGACUUGAAACCAGCUCUUAAGAAGUUUGUUUUGGCAAUUGGCCUCAUGUGUGGGAUUGCUUUACAGGCUUGUCUGUCCAUGCUGCUGACAUAUACAGAGCAAAGUUUGUGAUUUCCUUGAAGAGGAGAGGAGAGGAGCAGGUGGUAGUUACCUGCCGAAGAUAAUUUGAGGAGGAGACUGUGGAGUUGGCUUGGUGAAUCAUCUUAUCUUUUUUUUUUUUUUUUUUUUUGGGUGAGGAAAAGUAAUGCGAUUGUAUCGCUGUACUGAGUCUCUGUAAAUGACCAAAUUUGAUUUGGAGUUUGUAUAUUAGCUUGAAGUGAAAUAUAGUAGUGUUUUCAGUGAAACCAAAGCAUUAAUUCA